AUGUGGCUUAUAUCAUACUGGGUGUUCCCAGUAAUAGCAUCUGGGAUGUGGCUUGCCACUAUCUUAACUCUCCUGAUAGUUUGGUCAGCAGAUGGAUAUCCCAUAUAUUCGAGCAUGGAGCCGGGUCAGACUAUUGCGUAUAUCUCCGACGUUGCUGCCCAUGGCCUUAAACCACUAUUCAUUACUGGAUGUGCAAUCACUGGCGUAUUCUUCGACCUCGGAUUUGUGUCAGAGCGUUGGCUGCGGCACAAUGGGCGGCUUUUGCGAAAUAAAGGAAGGCUAGAUAAGGGGUUGUCAACGCUGGCUAUUAUCUUUUCUAUCUGCGGCGCUGUGGGCUUGAUUCUCCUCUCCAUAUUCGACACACUCCGAUACCGCCAUCAGCACAAUGGUUUUCUGGUCCUGUUCAUGGGCGGAUAUCUUCUCAGUGCAGUUUUCGUUUGUCUCGAAUACUUGCGCCUCGGUAUCCAUUACCGAGAACACCGCAUCCUUACGAUUAGCUUCUGGAUUAAACUCAUAUUUAUUAUUGUCGAAUUAGCUCUCGCGAUUGCAUUCGGAGUCACAGGUCGAGGAAGAGGCCGCAAAAACCAGGCAGCCGUUAUCGAAUGGGUUAUUGCUUUCAUAUUCACAUUUUAUGUGUUUUCUUUUGUCAUCGACCUUGCCCCUGCCGUCCGCACACGACGCCAUAUUCCACAAGGCCAGCGCUUCCCAGAAAUGGUCUCGGUAUCUUAUCCGGCCGGCCAACAAGAUCAGCUGGAUAUAGCGUAUGAGCAGCCUCUAACCACAGACUCGAUGGGCGAUAUGGCCAAUCGCCAUCGCGGAUUUGUUAUCAACGACGGAGGCCCGUCUAACUGGCCAGAAGACCAAAGAAAUAUGCCCUAUAACCAGGGCCGGUUUCAGGAACAAAUCCCUGUGAAUACUUAA
Molecule: messenger RNA, 921 nt
Organism: Coccidioides posadasii C735 delta SOWgp
Lineage: Eukaryota; Fungi; Ascomycota; Eurotiomycetes; Onygenales; Onygenaceae
Cellular component (GO): plasma membrane
Source: RefSeq, a predicted model, not a curated record